AUGGCCAAGUUCUUGAAGCCUAACAAAGUCGCUAUCGUUACCCGUGGCCGUCAAGCCGGUAAGAAGGUGGUCAUUGUCAAGCCUUUUGACGAGGGCACCAAGUCCCACCCCUACGGCCAUGCCCUCGUUGUGGGUAUUGAGCGCUACCCCCAGAAGGUUGCCCGCCGUCACAGCGAGAAGGUUCUUGCCAAGCGUACCAAGGUCAAGCCUUUCAUCAAGCGUGUCAACUACAACCACCUUAUGCCCACUCGUUACACCUUCGAGCAGGAGAGCUUGAAGAACGUCAUUUCCGCCGAGACCUUUGCUGAGCCCUCUGCCCGCGAGGACGCCAAGAAGGAGAUCAAGAAGAUUUUUGAGGAGCAGCACAAGGCCGGCCAGAACAAGUGGUUCUUCACGAAGCUGGCUUUCUAA
Messenger RNA from Wickerhamiella sorbophila, 411 nucleotides. Its product is annotated as 60S ribosomal protein L27-B. Gene Ontology annotation, biological process: translation. Gene Ontology annotation, cellular component: ribosome; cytosolic large ribosomal subunit. Gene Ontology annotation, molecular function: structural constituent of ribosome. The transcript has a single exon. The record is from RefSeq and is a predicted model, not a curated record. Bases 1 to 411 code for a protein of 136 amino acids. NCBI's taxonomy places the organism in Eukaryota, Fungi, Ascomycota, Dipodascomycetes, Dipodascales, Trichomonascaceae.